CACAGUCACACAGAACUACUUAGCACGCUUUGCCAGUGUCUCCUGAGGAAGUCAGAAUCUGAGCCAGCAUGAAGACUGAAUCUGGUCUUUGGUCUGAUUUAUAAACUGUACUUUAUUCUAACCAUGUGCAAGGUGGAGGUUAUAGCAUGGAAACUAAAACCUUACUUCCUGCUUGACAUAACGCACUUCAAGAAGAGCACAAUGUCAGAACGUGGAAUUAAGUGGGCUUGUGAAUACUGUACGUACGAAAACUGGCCAUCUGCCAUCAAGUGUACUAUGUGUCGUGCCCAGAGACCAAGUGGAACAAUUAUCACAGAAGAUCCAUUUAAAAGCGGUUCAAGUGAUGUUGGUAGAGAUUGGGAUCCUUCCAGCACUGAAGGAGGAAGUAGUCCUUUGAUAUGUCCAGACUCUAGUGCAAGACCAAGGGUUAAGUCUUCGUACAGCAUGGAAAACGCAAAUAAAUGGUCAUGCCACAUGUGCACAUAUUUGAACUGGCCAAGAGCAAUCAGAUGUACCCAGUGCUUAUCCCAGCGUAGGACCAGGAGUCCCACAGAGUCUCCUCAAUCCUCAGGAUCUGGCUCAAGACCAGUUGCUUUUUCUGUUGAUCCUUGCGAGGAAUACAAUGAUAGAAAUAAACCGAACACAAGGACCCAGCACUGGACUUGUUCUAUUUGCACGUAUGAAAACUGGGCCAAGGCUAAAAAGUGUGUUGUUUGCGAUCAUCCCAGACCUAAUAAUAUUGAAGCAAUAGAGUUGGCAGAGACUGAUGAGGCUUCUUCAAUAAUAAAUGAGCAAGACAGAACUCGAUGGAGGGGCAGCUGCAGCAGUGGUAAUAGCCAAAGAAGAUCGCCUCCCACUACGAAACGAGACUCUGAAAUGAAAAUGGAUUUUCAGAGGAUCGAAUUGGCUGGUGCUGUUGGCAGUAAGGAGGAACUUGAAGUGGAUUUCAAAAAACUAAAACAAAUUAAAAACAGGAUGAAAAAGACCGAUUGGCUAUUCCUCAAUGCUUGUGUGGGGGUUGUAGAAGGUGAUCUAGCUGCUAUAGAAGCAUAUAAGUCAUCAGGAGGGGACAUUGCGCGUCAGCUCACUGCGGACGAAGUGCGCUUGCUGAACCGCCCUUCUGCUUUCGAUGUUGGCUAUACCCUUGUACAUCUGGCUAUACGUUUUCAGAGGCAGGACAUGCUAGCAAUAUUGCUUACAGAGGUGUCUCAACAAGCAGCCAAGUGUAUUCCUGCAAUGGUGUGUCCCGAACUGACAGAACAAAUCCGGCGAGAGAUCGCUGCCUCUCUUCAUCAGAGAAAGGGGGAUUUUGCUUGCUAUUUUCUCACUGACCUUGUAACAUUUACGUUGCCAGCAGAUAUUGAAGACUUGCCUCCAACAGUCCAAGAAAAAUUAUUUGAUGAGGUGCUCGAUAGAGAUGUUCAGAAAGAGUUAGAAGAAGAAUCUCCAAUUAUAAACUGGUCUUUGGAGUUGGCUACCCGUUUGGACAGUCGACUGUAUGCGCUUUGGAACCGGACCGCAGGAGACUGCUUACUUGAUUCAGUGCUACAAGCUACCUGGGGCAUUUAUGACAAGGACUCGGUGCUUCGGAAAGCCCUGCAUGACAGCCUGCAUGACUGUUCACAUUGGUUUUACACACGUUGGAAAGAUUGGGAAUCGUGGUAUUCUCAGAGCUUUGGUUUACAUUUCUCCUUGAGGGAAGAACAGUGGCAAGAAGACUGGGCAUUCAUACUGUCUCUUGCCAGCCAGCCUGGAGCAAGCUUGGAACAGACGCACAUUUUUGUACUUGCACAUAUUCUUAGACGACCAAUUAUAGUUUAUGGAGUGAAAUAUUAUAAAAGUUUCCGGGGAGAAACUUUAGGAUAUACUCGGUUUCAAGGUGUUUAUUUGCCUUUGUUGUGGGAACAGAGUUUUUGUUGGAAAAGUCCGAUCGCUCUGGGCUAUACAAGGGGCCACUUCUCUGCUUUGGUUGCCAUGGAAAACGAUGGCUACGGCAACCGAGGUGCUGGUGCUAACCUGAACACGGACGACGACGUCACUGUCACGUUCUUGCCUCUGGUGGACAGCGAAAGGAAGUUACUGCACGUGCACUUUCUUUCUGCUCAGGAGCUAGGUAACGAGGAGCAGCAGGAGAAGCUACUCCGGGAGUGGCUGGACUGCUGUGUGACCGAGGGCGGCGUGCUGGUGGCCCUGCAAAAGAGCUCUCGGCGGCGCAACCACCCGCUGGUCACGCACAUGGUGGAGAAGUGGCUUGACCGCUACAGACAGAUCCGGCCUUGUACUUCCCUGUCUGACGGAGAGGAAGACGACGACGAUGAAGAUGAAUGA
Molecule: messenger RNA, 2328 nt
Organism: Puma concolor (puma)
Lineage: Eukaryota; Metazoa; Chordata; Mammalia; Carnivora; Felidae
Gene: ZRANB1
Product: zinc finger RANBP2-type containing 1
Biological process (GO): protein K29-linked deubiquitination; positive regulation of Wnt signaling pathway; cell migration
Cellular component (GO): cytoplasm; nucleus
Molecular function (GO): K63-linked polyubiquitin modification-dependent protein binding; cysteine-type deubiquitinase activity
Source: RefSeq, a predicted model, not a curated record